GACGACGAACUGGAUAUUAUCGGUCCAGCGAUUCGAUUUUUGGCUGCAGUCGCGGUUUUGCCGGAAUCCGCUGAGUCGAGAUAUUCUAUUUUAGUACGACGGAUUAGACAGCUAUUGCGACGAGACGUUAAUGCAACAAACGAGGAACGAAUAUUGUAAGCAUGCCUGAUGGACCAGGAUACAUCGCAUCAUUGGACAUUGGUACCACCACUAUUCGCUGCCAGAUCUUUGAUUCACGUGCCAAAAUUAGAGGAAACUCUUUUGACCAAGUUAAAAUACAUUUUGGUGCCUCAUCCGGUGUAGAAAUAGAUCCGGACGAGUUAUGGGAUAGUAUAAUUCAAGUAGUAAAAACGGCUGUCCAAGAUGCUGAAAUAAGCAUAAGUGAAGUCAAGUCUUUAGCCAUAGCAACCCAAAGAGCAACUUUUAUCACAUGGCGAAGGGAUACUGGACAACAUCUUCAUAGAUUUAUUACCUGGAAAGACCUUAGCGCAGUGGAAUUGACUAAAAAAGUUAAUAGUUCAUGGAGGAUUAAGAUAAUGAAACAAGCAGCUUGGUUCGGCCAUUUCAUUACUCGCAUAACCUCAUUGGGAGUCCUGAGCCAUAUUAACUUUGCAAGCACACAUGUAUCCAUGCGUUUUUUACACAUUCUCCAAACCAAUCAAGAAGUUCAAGAAGCCUUACAGCAAAACAACCUGUUAUUCGGCACCGUUGACACGUGGAUAAUUUACAAAUUGACAGGUGGUCAGCUAUAUGUCACCGAUAUUUCAAAUGCGAGUGCUACGGGGUUGUAUGAUCCCUUCAAUUUAUGUUGGAGCUUUAUUCCUAGAUAUAUUGGUAUUGGUAAAAUCAGUUUUUUACCCACCGUUGUAGAGAAUGAUUUCCAAUAUGGAGAGACUUUGCAGAAAAUUUUUGGGGUGCCUAUCAAGAUUGGAGCUGUGAUGUCAGAUCAAUCGGCAUCGAUGUACGGAUCAGGCUGUUGCAAAGAAAAUGACGUAAAAUUAACCUUAGGAACUGGUGCCUUUUUAAAUUUGAAUACAGGACAGCACAUAAGGCGUACUGCACAUGGAUUAUAUCCGUUAGUUGGCUGGAAAAUCUCCAAAAAAAUGGUUUACUUAACCGAGGUUGCUUGUUCAGAUGCUGGUUCAUUGAUACAAUGGUUAAUGGAAAAUGGUAAAAUUUAUUUAAGUUUAUUCUUACAUUUAAAUAUAUGGUUAUUUGUAGAAUCGCUUCAGCAUCCUGAGGAUCUCACCAAAAUUGCUACUAGUGUUAAAGAUAAUGGUGGAGUAUAUUUUAUACCAGCAUUUAGUGGGUUAGGUCCUCCUUUUAAUAAUGAAACUGCUACAAGUGGUUUCAUUGGAAUCAAACCAGAUACCAAAAGGGCACACAUGGUUAGAGCUGUAUUGGAAAGUAUAGUAUACAGGACCACACUUGCCUAUAAUCUGUUAGAAGAAACUUGUGGUUCGGGAAAAAGAACUUAUAUACGACUGGAUGGCGGAGUAUCAAAGAGUGAUUUUAUUUGUCAGCUGCUGUCAAAUCUAACAAACUUGCUUGUCAAACGGGUGAAUUUGGAAAUGGCUACUCUGGGAGCAGCUUUGCUUGCUGGCCAAUUAUGCGAUUUCUGGAAAGAUCCGAGUGACGUGGUGGACCUAAGUAAGGUAGAGGAUAUUUUUAAACCUACGAAUAACGAAACCAUUGUCAAAGAGAUUAAGACAGAUUUUAGAAAUUGGCAAAUAGCGGCUCAAAGAUUCAUGAAUUGGUAUGGCUGACUAAUUACUGAUAUAUAACCGUAAAAAAUACGCUUAUCUUUAAAAUAAGUAUAAUUGAGUAGAAAUAAGGUUUAUAAUAGUGAAUAUUUUUUAUUGUUUUUUAUUCACUCUCUUAUAAAAUAAAACAAUGUUAUAGAUAAAAA
Messenger RNA from Anthonomus grandis grandis, 1909 nucleotides. Its product is annotated as putative glycerol kinase 5. NCBI's taxonomy places the organism in Eukaryota, Metazoa, Arthropoda, Insecta, Coleoptera, Curculionidae. Gene Ontology annotation, molecular function: glycerol kinase activity. Gene Ontology annotation, biological process: glycerol-3-phosphate biosynthetic process; glycerol metabolic process; triglyceride metabolic process. The record is from RefSeq and is a predicted model, not a curated record. The transcript is spliced from 10 exons. Gene Ontology annotation, cellular component: mitochondrion. The coding region runs from base 162 to 1766 and encodes 534 amino acids.